UGUGUCUCAUAUCGUUAUGGAGCAACCUUUUCCUUCUAUAUCGAGACACACCUAUGAUGUGUUUCUUAGUUUUCGUGGUGAAGAUACCCGUUUUGGUUUCACCGGUAAUCUAUACAGCGCUUUGAGUCAAAGGGGAAUCUUUACCUUCUUUGACGAUGAUGCCCUACGAAAGGGUGAAGAGAUCAAACCUUCUCUUCGCAGAGCAAUACAAGAGUCCAGAAUAUCCAUCAUUAUUUUCUCCAAAAAUUAUGCCACCUCAACGUUUUGUUUGGAUGAACUUGUCCAUAUUCUUGAGUGUUACACAAAACACAACAUGCAUAUUUUGCCUGUGUUUUAUGAUAUAGAUCCGUCACACGUGCGGCAUCAAACUGGGAGUUACAAUGAAGCAUUUGCUAGUCACGAACGUGGAAGAUUCAAAGAUGAUAUUCAGAAGCUGCAAAAAUGGAGGUUGACUUUGACUCGAGCUGCUGAUUUGUCUGGUUUGCAUUUCAAAAUUGGGGAAGAAUACGAGUUUGAGUUCAUUAAAAAGAUCACAAAAGAGGUCUCGUGUAAUCUUAAUCGAUGUCCCUUACAUAUUGCUAAUUAUCCUGUUGGAUUGAAAACAAGAGUGGAAGAUAUACAAAGACUUGUGGGAUUUGAGUUUGAUAACAAACUAAACAAAGUGACCAUAAUUGGAAUUCACGGGAUGGGUGGAAUAGGAAAAUCAACUCUUGCACGUGCCUUUUAUAAUUUGAUAAUGCAUCAAUUUGAAGGUACAUGUUUUCUUGCUGAUGUUAGAGAAAAGUCAUCAACUAAGCAUGGCCUUGUGCAAGUCCAAGAGACAAUGCUUUAUGAAUUAGUUGGGGAGAGAAAUAUCAAGUUGGGAGAUGUUAAUCAAGGAAUUCCAUUGCUACAACAAAGACUUUGUCGGAAAAAAAUCCUUCUUGUUAUCGAUGAUAUUGACAAAAAGGAACAAUUAGAAGCAACUGCUGGAGGUCUUGAUUGGUUUGGUUUAGGAAGCAUCAUCAUUAUAACAACAAGGGAUAAGAAUUUGUUACAUAUUCAUGAUGUUGAAAAAUUGUACGAGGUUAAUGAAUUGGAUGAUAUUGAAGCUCAUAAAUUGUUUACAUGGAAUGCUUUCAAAAACAAAGAAGUUGAUCCAAAUUACAUGGAACUCAUAAAACAUGCAGUAUAUUAUGCCAAGGGCCUUCCACUGGCUUUAGAAAUAAUAGGCUCAAACUUGUUCGGUAAAUCAUUUGAUGAAUGGGAUUCUGCAUUAAAAACAUAUGAAAGAAUUCCAAAUAGAGAUAUUCUAAAACUUCUUAGAGUUAGCUAUGAUAGUUUGGAUACUUACCAGAGGGAAAUAUUUCUUGACAUAGCUUGCUUCUUUAGAGGUUACCCUUUGAGAUAUGUUACAAAUAUGUUCGAGGCAAGAGAUUUUCAUCCAAAGAUUGGAAUUAAAAUUCUAGAAGAAAAGUCACUCAUUAAAAUUGACAGAUAUGAUAAUAAAUUUGUGAGAAUGCAUGACUUGAUUCAACAUAUGGGAAAAGAAAUAGUUAUACAACAAUCAACUAGUGCUCAAAAACGAAACAGAUCAUUAUGGUCUUAUGAGGACAUUGUAAGCAUUUUGGAGAGAAACAUGGAAAAUGAUGAAAUUGAAGCCAUGAUGCUAGACAUGCCAGAAGAUCAAGAAGUGAAAUGGAAUCAAAAGGUGUUUGGAAAACUGAAAAACUUACGAAUGAUGCUAAUAAAAAGGAAUCCGAAGUGUUUUAGAAGCCUUAAAGAUCUCCCAAACGAGUUGAGAGUAUUGGAAUGGUUGGGAUAUCCUAGAGCUUCUUUACCAUCUAAUUUUCAUUUGAAGAAUCUUGUAAUACUCAACUUGUCAUAUAGUUACUUUCAAUGGGCCAAACCACUCCAGGCAUGUACAAUUAAUUAUACGUUAUGUGACAUUUAUUUAUUUACUAUUAAACCCACCAUGCCUGAUUCUUCAAACUAUUAA
This is a messenger RNA of Cajanus cajan (pigeon pea), 1978 nucleotides long. The record is from RefSeq and is a predicted model, not a curated record. Lineage: Eukaryota; Viridiplantae; Streptophyta; Magnoliopsida; Fabales; Fabaceae.